Messenger RNA from Geosmithia morbida, 2430 nucleotides. RefSeq names its product diphthine-ammonia ligase. Gene Ontology annotation, biological process: protein histidyl modification to diphthamide. The transcript has a single exon. The record is from RefSeq and is a predicted model, not a curated record. NCBI's taxonomy places the organism in Eukaryota, Fungi, Ascomycota, Sordariomycetes, Hypocreales, Bionectriaceae. Bases 1 to 2430 code for a protein of 809 amino acids. Gene Ontology annotation, molecular function: diphthine-ammonia ligase activity.
AUGGCGGGCGACGGCCUCGGCGUCAUAGCGCUCAUAUCAGGCGGCAAGGACAGCUUCUUCAGCCUGCUGCAUUGCAUCCGCCAGGGACACAAGGUGGUAGCCCUGGCAAAUCUGCUCCCCGCAUCCGAGGCGACGUCGACGGGCGUCCAAGUCAUCGACCCCUCGGCUCCUGCUAGUGACUCUGCCGUCGCCGAGGAUGUCGCCGAGGAUGCGUCUGCCACCGCAUCCGACCUCAACAGCUUCAUGUACCAGACUGUGGGCCACGAGGUCAUCCCGCUGUACGCGGCCGCCACAGGCCUCCCCCUGUACCGCCAGGCCAUACGCGGCGGGGCCCAGCGUCACGAGCUCGAGUACGCGGGCGGGGCGUCGGACGAAGGCGGCGACGAGACCGAGUCCAUGACCACGCUCCUACGGGAGGUCAUGCGCCGCCACCCAGAGGCCAACGCCGUCAGCGCCGGCGCCAUCCUGUCCACGUACCAGCGCACCCGUGUCGAGUCCGUCGCCCUCCGCCUCGGCCUCGUGCCCCUCGCCUACCUGUGGAAGUACCCCGUCCUCCCGCCGCCGGCCGACUCCCCAGGAGCCGACGACGGCCAGCUGCUCAAGGAUAUGGCGCUCGCCGGCCUGGACGCCCGCCUCAUCAAGGUGGCCAGUGCUGGGCUGUCGGAGGAUGACCUGUGGGAGCGCGUCUCCAGCACCGCCGGAGCGGACAGGGUCAAGGCAGCGCUGCGUCGGUUCGGUGCCGCUGGCGGCGCGGUCCUCGGCGAGGGAGGCGAGUUUGAGACGAUCGUCAUCGAUGGCCCGCCCGAGCUCUUCCGGAAGAGGAUCAGCGUGGCGCCCGAGAGGAGGCGGACCGUCCAUGAAGGCGGAGGCACGACGUGGCUCGUGCUUCACGAUGCCGCCUCCCUGGAAGACAAGCCGCAGGAGUCGGCCGCCGCGUCUCCUCCACGGGUACCGGAUCUGUUCGAUGCCGGAUUCCAGGCGAUAUUGGACCGUUCGACGACGACGCCCACCGAGCACCCCGGCCCUGGUACGCGGGUGUCCUCGGCCCUGCUGGGGACGCUACCGAACAAGGUUCCCGCACCGAACCAUCUGCUUCAGUGGAGUGUGUUUGCUACCGACGGCGGCUCUGUCGAGGCCGAGACCGCCGACGUCGUCAGCAGGAUCCGUCACCUCCUGUCUUCACGUUCCCUGGAUGCAAGUCAGAUAUCUAACACGGUCGUCAUUCUGCGACGAAUGUCCGACUUCCCUGCCAUCAACGCCAAGUACGGUCAACUCUUCGCCAGGCCAAACCCUCCGUCCCGGGUCACUGUCUCGUGCGGAGACCUGCUUCCAGCAGACCGCUCCAUCGCCGUAUACCUCACGGUGGACACCACCCCGUCGGGAACCGGCAUGGACAGACGCGGUCUGCACGUCCAGUCACGUUCUUACUGGGCCCCGGCCAAUAUCGGACCUUACAGCCAGGCAGUGGGUGUCGCGGCUACGACUGCGAGCAGCGGUCCCAGGUCCUGGUCUGUGGCCGGCCAGAUCCCCCUCGUCCCGAGCUCCAUGGAGCUUCCUGGCCCCUCGGGGACGUCACGGCAGACGCAGAUUGUCCUCUCGCUGCAGCACCUCUGGCGGAUCGGCAGAGACCUCGACAUCCAGCUGUGGACCAGUGCAGUGGCGCUGUUUGCCCGGUCAGCUUCGGACGAAGAGAUGCAGAGAAACUCGGCACUCGCGGGCCAGGCCUGGCGCCUGGCCCACGGAUCACCGCGCGACGACGACGACGACGACGACGAAGCCGGCGGUGGGCCCGACCUGUGGGACCUGAAAUACAACCCCAAGUACAUGAGCUUAGCGGGCGGAGCCGGGCAACGGAAACAGGCGGAAACGCCUCUGCCCGACUGGGAAACCAUGACCCUUGACCAGCAGAACGACGCGGAGACGUGCGUCCCUCCCGUAUUCUCCGUCGAGGUAGAGGAACUGCCCAAGCAGGCGGCGGUCGAGUGGCAGGCUCACGUCGGCCUCUCGCAGGUGGACGACUCGAGCGUCGAGAUGCUGUACCAGGCGACUAUCCAGGGAGGUCAUGCGGGAUGGAAAGCCUGGCACAUCGUUGCCCGAGGGGCUGAUGACGCCGUGUACCUGCACACAACGCUGGCAAAGGAUCUCGAUGCUCCCGGCGAUCUGGGACACAUCCAGCAGGAUAUGGCUUCCACAUACGAGGAUGCAUUGCGGGAACUCGACCUUGGCGGCGGCGACGGCAAUGGCAGUGGUGUGCAGAAUUCUUCACCGUACCUGGCUUACAUCGACGCCGACAAGGUCGGAUCCCCGUGGAAAGAUGCAACGACCGUGUCGGAGCCAGAUGGUCUUGCCUGGAUGCCCUGCCGGUCAAUUUGGUCGCCGGAUGGGACACGUUUGGCGGUCAUUAGCGUAUACAGGAUGACGGUAACAUGA